AUGGCGAGCAUCAACAUGGGGCCGAGACCGCAGCUUCUGGGGCUCGCCUGGGUCCUCCUGGCCGUCCUAGCGCCCGAUGUCCGCUGUCUGACCGGCGACGAGGACCAGAGCCAGGACACCGAGUGCAAGAUGAAGAGCGUCACCGUGUCGGCGCUGCCGUUUUUGAGGGAAAACGACCUGAGCAUCAUGCACAGUCCGUCGGCCUCCGAGCCCAAGCUGCUGUUCUCCGUUAGGAACGAUUUUCCCGGAGACGUCAUGGUGGUGGACGACCUGGAAAACACGGAGCUCCCCUUCUUCGUCUUAGAGAUCUCUGGGAAUUCAGAGGACAUCCCCCUGGUGCGCUGGAGGCAGCAGUGGCUGGAGAACGGCACUCUGCUCUUCCACAUCCACCACCAGGACGGCAGCCUGAGCCUCCCGGAGCCCACCGAAGACCCGGCCAACGAUUCUGCGAAGGAGGAGCUCCGCAUCCUGCACAUCUCUGUCAUGGGCGGGAUGAUCGCCCUCCUGCUGUCCAUCCUGUGCCUGGUCCUGAUCCUCUACACCCGCAGGCGCUGGUGUAAACGCCGUCGCAUCCCUCAGCCACAGAAGAGCGCCAGCGCCGAGGCGGCUAACGAGAUCCACUACAUCCCCUCGGUGCUGAUGGGAGGCCAGGCCCGGGAGAGCUUGAGGAACUCCCGGGGUCAGGGGCCGAACUCCAGCGGCACCCUCAGCAUCCGGGAGACUCCGAUUCUGGAUGGGUAUGAGUACGACAUCACUGACCUGCGUCACCAUCUGCAGCGGGAGUGUAUGAACGGCGGCGAGGAGUUUGCGAGCCAGGUCACGCGGACCCUGGACUCUCUCCAGGGGUGUAACGACAAGAAUAAUAUGGACCUCACCCCUGUGAGUGACAACACCAAGCUGGCCCUGAUGAACAAAUACAAGGACAACAUCAUCGCCACGAGCCCGAUCGACAGCAACCACCAGCAGAACACCCUGCUUCCACACAACACCUCCACCAGCCAACGCAAACGGCUCUCCAGCAACACCCGCGCGGGUUCAACUUUCUUGAACCCAGACGGGGACUCUGGGACGGAGGCAGACAGCGAGCCUCAGCUGGCCUUUUACACCGACCCAAACCGCAGUCGCCGCCGGAGUCGAGCAGCAGGUUCCCCGCGGAGCCCCAUCAAUAAGACCACCCUGACUCUGAUCAGUGUCAUCAGCUGCGUGAUCGGCCUGGUUUACUCCUCUCACCUCUCCUGCAGCCUCUCAGUCCGGGUAAUCCUACAUGUGCCGGAGCACCUCAUCGCUGACGGAUCAAGGUUCAUUUUGCUGCAGGGGAGCCAGUUGGACGCCUCAGACUGGCUGAACCCGGCCCAGAUCUUGUUGUACUACCAGCAGAACGCCAGCGGGCCCUGGGUCAGCGAGCUGUGUGGACGACGCCUCCUCGACCCCUGUGAGCACCAGUGUGACCCAGAGACAGGAGAAUGCCUUUGCCUCGACGGCUACAUGAAGGACCCGGUGCACAAGCACCUCUGCAUCCGCAGUGAGUGGGGGCCCAAUCAGGGUCCCUGGCCUUACACCAUCUUCCAGCGCGGUUUUGAUCUUGUGAUGGGAGAACAGCCCUCUGAUCGCAUUUUCAGAUUCACAUACACCUUAGGAGAAGGAAUGUGGCUGCCGUUGAGUAAAAGCUUUGUCAUCCCCCCUGCCGAGCUCGCCAUCAACCCCUCAGCCAAGUGCAAGACGGACAUGACAGUCAUGGAGGACGCGGUGGACGUACGAGAGGAAUUGAUGAUCAGUUCGUCCUUUGACUCGUUGGAGGUUCUCCUGGACUCGUUUGGGCCGGUCAGAGACUGCACCAAAGACAAUGGAGGCUGUAGCCGCAACUUCCGCUGCAUAUCUGACCGAAAGCUGGACUCCACUGGAUGUGUGUGCCCUCCAGGGUUGAGUCCUAUGAAGGAUGGGACCGGGUGCUACGACCACCACAUCGGCAUCGACUGCUCUGACGGUUUCAAUGGAGGAUGCGAGCAGCUGUGUCUCCAGCAGCUGGCCCCUCUGGAGGAUGACCCGACACUCUACAACAUCCAGAUGUUCUGUGGGUGCAUCGAGGACUACAAGCGUGGUCCAGAUGGGAGGUCGUGCCUGCCGCUGUCUGAGGCCUGCACCGAGGGAAUAGACUGCGCGGAAGCAGCGGACAUCCCCGCCAACCAGACCGUGUUCGGAGACCUUUUCUACGGAUACAACAACCACACCAAAGAGAGCACCUCGGGACAGAUCCUCAAGGCCACGUUCAGGCAGAAGAACUUUGCCCGAGGCAUCGAGCAGCAGCUCCCAGAUGGCAUGGUGGUGGCAUCGGUGCCAACGGAGGUUCAGUGCCACGAGGAGCUGUCGGACCCCGUGCCCGACCCAGAAUACCUCACAGGUAUGGUGAACUACAGCGAGGUGUCUGGCUACCCCCUUGUUCAGCACUGGAGUCUUCGCUCUGUGCUAUACCACGUCAAACUCAAUCAGUGGGUCCUCUCUCAAGCCUUCAGCUCUGCCAUCCAUUCUCUGGACGGGGCGACGCAGAGGAGUGACUUUGUCUCCAUCCUCAGGGAGUUUGGGAACCACUACGUGCAGGAGGCGGUGUAUGGCUUCCAGGAGUCCUGUACCAUCUGGUACCCCAACAAACAGGUCCAGAGGCAGCUGUGGCUGGAGUACCAGGACAUUAGCAAAGGUAACUCGCCUUCGGAGGAGUCGGAGGAGCGCGACAAGGAGCCGAGGACGCUGACGUACCCCGCGUACAUCGCCAGCCUGCUGGACACGGGAGCCAAGCGCAUGGCGGCCGGCGUCCGAAUGGACUGCACCAGCCAGGGCCAGUGCCCGCGCUCUUGUCACCUCUGCCACAUGAGCCCGAGGGCGGCGCAAGGACGGCAGCAGUCUGAGCCUGUCCUGCUGCAGAUCACCAAGGCCGCACCCAUCUAUGAGCUGGUGUCCAACAACGAGACCUACCAGGCUCUUCAGGAGGCGAUGAUGAGCAUGCUGUGGUGUUCGGGGAAAGGUGAUGUUAUCGAUGACUGGUGUCGGUGUGAUUCCAGCGCUUUUGGCACAGACGGACUGCCCACCUGCGCCCCACUUCCCCAACCUAUGCUGAAACUCUCCUACACCUACGAGCCCAGCAGCUCAUUGGUCAUCAUGGAGUGGAACCACACUGAGCCUCCAAUCGGGGUGAGGAUAGUUGAUUACCUCAUCAGCCAGGAGAAGGUGACAGAGAGGACCGACCACUCCAAAGUUGAGACAGAAACCCUUCUGAGCUUUGUGGAUGACAUCUUGUCUGGAGCCAGGUCUCCAUGUGUGAUGCUAGGGGACAUUCCCAACCUCCUGUCCUCCUCCAUCAGCAUGAUCAUUCGCUGCCUGGAGCCUGACACCACAUACAUGUUCCGGCUGUGGGCAGUAGACAACACAGGGCGCCGCUCCAGUCCAAGUGAGGUCACCAUCAAGACCCCGUGCCCGACUGUGGAUGACGUCAAGGCACAAGAGAUAGCCGAUAAGAUCUACAACCUGUUCAAUGGUUACACCAGUGGGAAGGAGCAGCAGACGGCCUACAACACUCUGAUGGACCUGGGUGCUCCCACGCUCCACCGUGUUCUGUACCACUACAACCAGCGCUACGAGAGCUUUGGAGAAUUCACCUGGAGGUGUGAGGAUGAGCUAGGACCCAGGAAGGCCGGCCUCAUCCUCUCCCAGUUAGACGAGCUCUCCCCGUGGUGUAAGGGUCUUCUUCAGGAGCCCAAGAUCGGCCUCCGCAGGAUGUCCCUCAAGUUCCUGUCCUGCCGUUACACUGACACCAAGGUGUUUGGGCUGAACUGGUCCGACAUGGGCCAGGACGUACACAAGGCCUGUGACGAGCAGACGCUCACCGUCAUGUACAAUGACUACGGCGAGCCCAAGGAGCUGUAAAAUGAUUCAGCACUUUCAGCCCGCAUAUGUACAAGAAUAUAGGAGAUUUGUCAAACCCAACAAAGAAAGAAAUAAAAUGGAGGUUUCACAUUUGUUUCCGUUAGCUAAAUGCAUUCAUGGUGUCACGAGCUAAUGCUAAACACGAUGUGAAAUGCCAUUUAGCUGAACUCCACUCUUGAAUGACUUGCAAUGACGAGUCAGAAUCAACGCAGGCUUGACACACUCUGCAGGUGC
Molecule: messenger RNA, 4149 nt
Organism: Chelmon rostratus (copperband butterflyfish)
Lineage: Eukaryota; Metazoa; Chordata; Actinopteri; Chaetodontiformes; Chaetodontidae
Gene: astn1
Product: astrotactin 1
Exons: 24
Coding region: 1-3915 (1304 amino acids)
Biological process (GO): neuron migration; neuron cell-cell adhesion
Molecular function (GO): protein binding
Source: RefSeq, a predicted model, not a curated record